Molecule: messenger RNA, 1114 nt
Organism: Paramecium primaurelia
Lineage: Eukaryota; Ciliophora; Oligohymenophorea; Peniculida; Parameciidae
Source: the annotation of a GenBank genome assembly
CACAAAAAAUGCUCAUUUAAAAUUAAGAAUUUAGCGGCAACACAAAGACUCAAACCUUCAAUCCUUUAUCAAUUGUGUAGACAAGUUAAACAGUUGUUUAAUAGAAUGAAUGUGAUGAACCACUUUUGAAAUAAAAUCCAAAUAGAUUUGUACUAUUUCCAAUCAAAUAUAAUGAUAUUUGGAAUAUGUAUAAAUAACAUAAAGCAAGUUUCUGGACAGCUGAAGAAAUAGAUUUAUAUUAGGUAAGACAUUUAAUUAAUAAAAUUUUAGGAUCUUAAAGAUUGGGAAAAACUCACUGCAGAUGAAAAGCACUUUAUUAAGUAUGUACUUGCCUUCUUUGCAGCAAGUGAUGGUAUUGUGAAUGAGAACUUGGCAUAAUAGUUCUGUACAGAAGUACAAGUUCCUGAAGCUAGAUGUUUCUAUGGAUUUUAAAUAGCUAUGGAGAACAUUCAUUCAGAAACUUAUUCACUUUUGAUUGAUACAUAUAUAACUGAUGAGAAUGAAAAGAACUAUCUUCUUCAUGCUAUAGAUAAUGUACCUGUAAUUCAAAAGAAAGCAAUGUGGGCUAUGAAAUGGAUUAAUAAUAAUGAUUCAUUUGCUGAAAGAUUAAUUGCCUUUGCUGCUGUUGAAGGUAUCUUCUUUUCUGGUUCAUUUUGUGCUAUAUUUUGGAUCAAAAAAAGAUCAUUAAUGCCUGGACUUACUUUUUCAAAUGAAUUAAUUUCAAGAGAUGAAGGUCUCCAUACAGACUUUGCUUGUCUUCUUUACAAACAUUUAAUCAAUAAAUUGAGUAAUUAAAGAAUUCAUGAAAUCAUUUCAUCAGCUGUAGAAAUUGAAAAAGAAUUCAUUAGUGAAGCUUUAUCAGUUGAAUUAAUUGGAAUGAAUUCUAAUUUAAUGAAAUAAUAUAUUGAAUUCGUAGCAGAUAGAUUGAUAUUUGCUUUGGGAGCUCCUAAGAUUUACAAUUCAAAGAAUCCUUUUGAAUGGAUGGAUAUGAUAUCCCUAUAAGGUAAAACUAAUUUCUUCGAAAGAAGAGUUGGAGACUAUUAAAAGGCUGGAGUUAUGAGUAAAAAAUAAGAUAAAGUAUUUACUAUGGAUGCUGACUUUUGAUUAAUUAACA